Molecule: messenger RNA, 2348 nt
Organism: Ceratosolen solmsi marchali
Lineage: Eukaryota; Metazoa; Arthropoda; Insecta; Hymenoptera; Agaonidae
Gene: Myc
Product: bHLH transcription factor Myc
Exons: 3
Coding region: 440-2125 (561 amino acids)
Molecular function (GO): protein dimerization activity
Source: RefSeq, a predicted model, not a curated record
AGCAGCAGCAACGACAACAACAGCAGCAGUAGUAGUUGUAGCGGUGCUACCGGAAGGUCGACGUUUCCGAGUGAGACCGGAUCGCGGCUUCACUAAGAGUUGGAGGGAUAAGCGGCAGCAGCAUUCAUCCGCAACUCUUCUGGACUGCUCCGAGCAGUAGUGCGUUUCGGUGCGCGCGGCCGCCGCGGCUUUAACGCGAAACAAAAGAAAAGAGACGAAGGAGAAGCCGCUACUCCCGCGCUUCUUCUUUAUCUUCGAGCGAGACACAAACAGAAUCCACGGAGCUUAUGCUCCGGGACAUUCGACCACCGGCCCCUAUCUCAUGUGCUUUUUUUAUCGUUAUUGUCAUUGGCAAUAGCGUGUGAGAAAGGUCAUUAAGUGCGCGGUGAAGAAUAGUGAUAAAGCAGCGAGUUGUUUUACUCAUCCCGACGCAUCUUUCAUGUUCUCAAGAAUGCCAGUACCUGUGUGGGACUCGGACAUUGUGUUCCUUGAGGAGCCUUUGGACACGGCCACCGUCGUGUCCGAUGAUAUUUGGAAAAAAUUCGAUCUCGACGUGCCCCUGGAAAACUACCAUCACCGUUACCAGAAUGACAUUCUAGGGGCUGGUAUCUCCAGCUUACCACCACACUGCGAGGCACCCAUGAUGAUGCACUUCGACAAACUCAAUUGCCAGGCCUCGCGGAAAAUCCGCCACCACGACUGCAUGUGGGCAGGCCUCUGCAUAAGUAAGGAGCACAAUCGCACACACCCGGCGAAGAAGGACAACCAGAUACACAGGAGAAUACCAGCGGGUCGCAGUCUACUCAUACCCAAGGUCGCCGCUAAUCAGCAACAGAGCCAGCAGAGCCACCAUCACAGCCUCCAGGCAGGUAAUCAUCAAAGGCAGUCGUCCCUGGUGACGAGCGGCGUGUAUCAGACCUCAUGCAGACCGACGAUGGCCACGACGAUGCAGGCAGCCAUGAUGGUUACGUCAACGGCGAGUACGACUACGACGUCAAUGGCAAUGAAGAGCCUCGAAAGCGACGGGGACUCAACGCGGCCCGAGACCCCCCAGAGCAGCGAGUCCGAGACGGAGAGCGAGGACGACGACGAGGACGACGAAGCGCCAGUCUUCCGGCACGAGCAGAUAAAUAUCAAUGACAUUGUGUCGAUGCCGGUGAGCGAGGUAACUGGUCAGCAGAUACAGAGGCGGCCAUCGUCCUACGACCGUAGAAGAGACGACAGGAUGCUGAGGGCAUCCGAAAGUCAAGAGACGGCCAUUAGAAAUACGCUUAUGAGCGAUCACUGCUAUCAUCUCAAUCAGCAGCCCAUGAACAGUAAAAAGCUCGAACAUCUGGGCGUCCAGACACCUUCCGAUUCCGAGGAGGAGAUCGAUGUGGUUUCUUAUGAGAAGCCGAGUCGAGCUACGAGCUCCACCGCAACGUCGUCCUUACCGACUUAUCCCAGUCCAGCGGAGCAACAACACUUUCAGCUCACUGUCAAUACGGCCUUCAAGGACCGACACCACGGCAGCAGCGGUGCCACGAGCGCCACAAGCGCCCCGACGACGACGGCACCCCGACCUCGGGGCCGUCCACCGACAAACGGUAGCGCCGCAUCCAGGAAGCGAGCGAGCCAAGCGGCCGCAGCGGCUGCCGCCGCCGCCGCCGUCGCCGCCUCCAUCGAGACAGAAUCGCCGAAGCCGGCGAAGCGACCGAGGCAGCAUCGGACCUACCAGCGACGCGCUACACCCCAGAAGAACGCCAAUAAGUCGAACACGAGCUCGCCCCAGUCGUCACCAGCGAAACUCAGCGCCGGGAACAGCAGCAGCCUCGCCUCCUCGUCGCGGAGCUCGUCCGACGACGAGCCCGACACCGAGAAGAGGAGCCUGCACAAUAACAUGGAGCGCCAGAGGCGGAUAGAACUGCGAAACGCCUUCGAGGAGCUGAGGAUCCUUGUGCCGGAGGUCGAGGCCAAGGAGAAGGCGCCGAAAGUGGCAAUACUGAGGCAGGCCGCGGCCUUCUGUGACCGACUCACCGACAUAGAACAGCUAAACCUGGCCAAGGUCAUCGAGCUGAAGAAGAAGCAGGAGCGACUGAGGGCGCAGCUCAGUCAACUCCGACGGAGUCUCGCCUUGCAGCGCUGAUAGCGGCCCCCGGGUAAGGGAGGGGCGGCGGCCAUAGCCGGUCGCCUGACCCGAUUAAAACCUGUUGAGCCACGUAUCCCGGACGAGUCGAGGACACGACGAGGGCAAGGAGGGACACGCGGCUGGACCGCUCGCGAGCGCGCAUCUACCCCUGGGCGGACACGGCUUUGACAUUCCAUUGCCGGUAGGGGGAUGAUGAGACGGUGGCGAUGAUGAUGAUGAU